This is a messenger RNA of Mustela erminea (ermine), 2497 nucleotides long. RefSeq names its product protein phosphatase 2 regulatory subunit B'beta (gene PPP2R5B). Gene Ontology annotation, cellular component: cytosol; nucleus; protein phosphatase type 2A complex. Gene Ontology annotation, molecular function: protein phosphatase activator activity. NCBI's taxonomy places the organism in Eukaryota, Metazoa, Chordata, Mammalia, Carnivora, Mustelidae. The coding region runs from base 373 to 1866 and encodes 497 amino acids. Gene Ontology annotation, biological process: protein dephosphorylation; signal transduction. The record is from RefSeq and is a predicted model, not a curated record. The transcript has 14 exons.
CGCCACCCAGAGCCAGCGCCCGGAGCGAAACCGCUGCGAAGGAGACCUGAACAGCCUACCCCUCCCCACUCGCAGCCCCCGGUGGUCGGGGACGGAAGUCGGGGCUUCUGAGAAAGCCAGGGUGAGAACCCUCACUGGACUCUUCGGGACCCCCAGGAAGGACCUGAGGCCUGAGCCAUCCUCCUCUCUACUCUGCCUGCCCCCCCAGGACUGGGCAGUUGCCAGAGGCCCUGGGGGGGCCCAGACUGUGGUUGUGCCCACCCCCCCGCCUCCAGGAUGGGCCCAAGUUAGUCAGCCUCACCCCGUUCGGCAUCCUCCAGGCCCAGAGGGAACCCCGGGGGCUCUGAAAGCUUGACCCACCACCUGGCUGCCAUGGAGACGAAGCUGCCCCCCGCAAGCACCCCCACCAGCCCUUCUUCCCCGGGGCUGUCGCCCGUGCCCCCACCCGACAAGGUGGAUGGCUUCUCCCGCCGUUCCCUCCGCAGGGCCCGGCCCCGGCGCUCCCACAGCUCCUCUCAGUUCCGCUAUCAGAGCAAUCAGCAAGAGCUCACUCCGCUGCCCCUGCUCAAAGAUGUGCCAGCCUCUGAGCUGCAUGAGCUGUUGAGCCGGAAGCUGGCCCAGUGUGGGGUGAUGUUUGACUUUUUGGACUGUGUGGCUGACCUGAAGGGGAAAGAGGUGAAGCGGGCGGCACUCAAUGAGCUGGUGGAGUGUGUGGGGAGCACCCGGGGGGUCCUCAUUGAGCCUGUCUACCCAGACAUCAUCCGCAUGAUCUCAGUGAAUAUCUUCCGGACCCUACCACCCAGUGAGAACCCUGAAUUUGAUCCUGAAGAGGAUGAACCCAACCUGGAGCCUUCUUGGCCACAUCUGCAGCUGGUGUAUGAGUUUUUCCUACGUUUCCUGGAGAGCCCAGACUUCCAGCCCUCCGUGGCCAAGAGAUAUGUGGAUCAAAAGUUUGUGCUGAUGCUCCUGGAGCUAUUUGAUAGUGAGGACCCCCGGGAGCGCGAGUACCUCAAGACCAUCCUGCACAGGGUCUAUGGCAAGUUCCUGGGGCUCCGGGCCUACAUCCGCAAACAGUGCAGCCACAUCUUCCUCCGGUUCAUCUAUGAACUCGAGCACUUCAAUGGUGUGGCUGAGCUGCUGGAGAUCUUAGGAAGCAUCAUCAAUGGCUUUGCGCUGCCCUUGAAGACCGAGCACAAGCAGUUCCUGGUCCGGGUCCUGAUUCCCCUACACUCUGUCAAGUCACUCUCUGUGUUUCACGCCCAGCUGGCAUACUGUGUGGUGCAGUUCCUGGAGAAGGAUGCCACCUUGACAGAGCACGUGAUCCGGGGGCUGCUCAAAUACUGGCCAAAGACCUGUACGCAGAAAGAGGUGAUGUUUUUGGGGGAGAUGGAAGAGAUUCUGGAUGUCAUUGAGCCCUCCCAGUUUGUGAAGAUCCAGGAGCCCCUCUUCAAGCAGGUGGCCCGCUGUGUGUCCAGCCCCCAUUUCCAGGUUGCAGAGCGGGCUCUGUACUUCUGGAACAAUGAGUAUAUCCUGAGCCUCAUUGAGGACAACUGCCACACUGUGCUGCCUGCUGUGUUUGGGACCCUCUACCAAGUCUCUAAGGAACACUGGAAUCAAACCAUCGUGUCUCUGAUCUACAACGUGCUCAAGACGUUCAUGGAGAUGAAUGGAAAGCUGUUUGAUGAGCUCACGGCCUCCUACAAGCUAGAAAAGCAGCAGGAGCAGCAGAAGGCCCGGGAGCGUCAGGAGCUGUGGCAAGGCCUGGAGGAGCUACGGCUACGCCGGUUACAGGGGACCCAAGGGGCCAAAGAGGCACCCCUCCAACGGCUUACACCCCAGGUGGCCGCCAGCGGGGGUCAGAGCUAGAGACCCCCGAGAAGGGGAGGAGCUAAAUCCAGAGCUAUCAGUCCCUCCAUCCCUCUCCUACCCAGGGGCCUAGAGAGACGCGCACCUACCCCCGGCCUUGCCAGAGUGGGCUCGGAGGGCUCCCUGCCUGGCCCAGCGUGGGCAGCUUCCACUGCGGGGGAGGAGAGGAGAUGGUGGUCCUGGCAACAGAACUCUCAGGCCUUUGUGGCAGGACUUGACCAGGGCAGGCUUGGCCAGGAGGCUGCCGCUGCGGACUGCGCCUGCCCCGCAAAGCUGGGCUCCAGACUGCAGGCAGGUUCUCCCCCUGCUCCUGCCUAGAGCAAGGGGACUCAGCCCCGCGCCUGCCCCGCCUCGUGCCAGCACGAGGUCCUUCCUCACCCUACCAUGGGAUCCAUGGUUUAUUUAUUCUCCCCAGCUCACCCCCGACACAUGCCCCUGGGGCAUCCUCUUUCCCUCCUCUCCCUCACCCUGUACUUCCUGGUCCCCUUUUUAUUUAUUGGGCAGGGGGAGGGGUGAGGGCAUAGGCAGAAGAGAUUCCCCGUGUCCUAGGGUGGGGGGUGGUGUCACAGUUAACCAUGGUCUGUCCCCCUUCCCCUGGCUGGGGGUAGACUUAAUAAAGAGAGAAACUUGA